Messenger RNA from Centruroides sculpturatus (bark scorpion), 1385 nucleotides. RefSeq lists its product as uncharacterized. Lineage: Eukaryota; Metazoa; Arthropoda; Arachnida; Scorpiones; Buthidae. The record is from RefSeq and is a predicted model, not a curated record. The transcript is spliced from 4 exons. Bases 147 to 1295 code for a protein of 382 amino acids.
AUUAAAUUUAAAUUUCAAGUAUUCGUAUUGCAAAAUAUUUCAGCGAUUUUCAGGAAUUUAUUGGGAAAUAAAUAUACAUUUAUUUCUUUUUUCUGGAUGAUAAGUCAUAACUGUGUCAAAGCGAUUAGUUUUUAUCGCCAUACAAAAUGGCUGGUUAUUGUUUGCAGCUUGGAAUCAAAAUUAAGUCUUGGUUUCAAAAUUUAGGAAGACGGCGACGAGACAGGGGGUCAAUAGAGAGUGGAGAGUACAAUGGGCAGUUCAGCAUUUGGAACGAGUAUUUGGUUCCUCUGGACACGUCGCCGGAUAACGAAUGGCACGUGAAUAGGGAUCUUUCUCUACAGGUGAGAUGUUCUAGAAGUCAUUUCACGGGAUCCGAAGCGGAAGAGAUGGAAACCAUACCGUCCCUCAGUAGUUAUAUGGAACCCAGCAGGAACACCAAAAUCGUAAAUGAUGCGGUUUGGCCCGAGUGUUGCGGAAUAUCUUCCAGCAUCGUGACAGUCAGCAGCUGCCCUUCUAUAAUUCAAACUCACGAUUGGUUUUUUCCUGAGUUGUCGGAUAAUAUUCACUCCGGGGUCGAGACGGGUGGCGUGUCAGAAACGAAAGUGGAUAUGAAGUGUUGCCAAACGGACGAAGAAAGUAAAACUAAAAACGAAUGGGUGUGGUUUCCUGGAGAUGACGAAUUUCGUGAAAAAUCUCCGGAGAAUGCCCAAAUGGGCAUAAAUAAUGGCAAUAGUUUUCGACAUAUGUCGGAUACAGUUAUUUCUAUUUCAAAAGCUGGAGCUGAUAUUAAGAACGAAAAUAAUAUCUGGAAUAACGUAGAAUACAAACGUGUGUACCAAGACAAUCGACUCAACAUACCUUACAAUUUUCCUUCAUAUAACGACAUUUGGAACGGAAGUAACGCUAGCGAUAACAGAUCAGAAGACGUCAACGACACUCUCGUAGUUGGUAAGGAUCCAAAGCAAUUAGCCGAAACAGAAAAGAUGUUAACGGAUAUCUUAUUCGACAAUCCGGCAUUUACGACGGAAAGCAAAGAGGAUGAUUUCCAGAAGCCUUCUUCAACCGCUCCCAUCGUCAUCGAACGAUGCAACGUAACUCAAAAUCAAGAUGGAGGUGUGGAUUUUCUUCAUCCUCCUAUGGAUAAAGUACAGAAGACGAAACGUAUCGAUAGCAAAGUCUCCAAAUUGAUCGACGAAAUGACUCGUCUGAUAGAUGAAGUAAUAGUGGACAACGUCGAAGAUUCUUCCUGUGUUACAGAUGACAAAAAUUCCACCCGAGACCAGCUUUUAUGUUAAAUAUUUAUCUGAAAACUCGAACCUUUUAUCAAAACAUUUCUUUAUUGUUGUAGAUGACUUUUGAUAAUAAAGACGAAACACGUUAUUUAU